CCAAAGAAUUUUUUUUUUUUCAAUUAUUAGAGUAUGCUGAUGGGUUAGCUAUCCAUGUUAUGUUGAAAUACAUGCCACAUAGAAAAAGUUUUAUCAAUGAUUUUCUUAUUUGUUAAUAAAACUUUAUUUAAUAUUUAAAAAUAAUGGAAUGUAAACUUGCGAGAAUAAUCUUUAUGUAGAUUAGUUUAUAAAUAAUGGACAUAGAAGCUUAAAAUCACUUUUUUUCAAAAGAUUUUGCAUAAAUGAAAGAAAAUGCAAAAGUGUGGAAAAUAUUGGAAAAUUGGGAAGCAACGGCAGGGGGGAGUAGCCAAUGAGUGCAUUGGGGUGCAUUCUUUUAAUAAAAAUUUUUUUUUCGCUCUGCAAUUUCGCCCUGUAAUACCAAUCAAAAUUUUAUAAGAAAAAGCUGUUUCUUGUAGUGGCAGUACUAGCACAUGACAUGGCGAAAUUGCAGAGCGAAAAAAAAUUUAUUCGCUAUUAGAUAUUCGAUAUACCGAGUACUUUUCAACCCCAUAUAUCGAAUAACCGAUAUUCGAAAAAAAAAAAAUAUCUGCUAUCAUACCUACCCAACACUGCCUAUACCAAAUACUUUUUAAAAGUAUCGCACAUCCCUACUUUACGUCUUCACUUACUUAAUUUACUUGUCCGGAUGUUGAAAAGAAGGGCGAUCGUAACUGGAAUGCGAGUGGGAAUUAACAUCACAAUUCACACAUGCUGCAGCGUAUCCAUGUGUUCCAAAGUUCCAACAACAGUUUUCGAACUAAUCUGUCCGCUUUACUUUGUAUGUAGUCAGUAUUGUCUACUGUCUCUUAUUAAAAAACAUUUUGUCAUAAAUGAAUCUCUUUCUAAAAAUAUUGUGUUGAAGGAUAAGCAAGUGAUUUGAUUGGAUUAAAGUGAAGGACAUAAAACUUGCAUCAGACAUAAAUCAUUAAUAUAGUUAAAAUGAGACAAAAAAAAAUAUUUUACAUGUGGUGGAUAUUAUUAUUGUUAAUAUUCAACAAAUAUUGCGUUUCCAGUAGAAAUGCAACUCAUGGAAUAUGUGCGAUGAUAGGUUGUGAUUGUCGUAUAAUUUCUAAUCAAUGGAUUAACGUUGAAUGUAUUUUUUUAGACUAUCAGGAGGUUGAUCUACAUAAAGGAUCGAUUCCUGAGGAGGCUUCUAUGAUUUCUUUAUCACGUUGUCGAAAGUUAAGAAUCCACGCUGGUGCUUUCACAGAUAAAGAACAACCGGAACGUGGCCUGGUCACCAGCGUUCUCACACAUCUCGAUCGAGAGAAAAUUUUUCAAAAUAUUAGUUAUCCGAACUCUUUUAUUGAAGUAUCAGAGUGUCAUUUUCUCGUACUGGAGUCGAAUGCAUUCAAGAAUGUACGAGGACCAUUAUCUAUUUCUAUAACUCGAUGCCAAUUUGUAGAUAUAAAGAAACAUGCAUUUUCAUGGCUAUCGCAGUUUAUGGUGACUGAAGUACAGUCGUUAGGAUUGUCGAGCAAUGCAUUUAAAUUUGAUGUUUUAUCUAAUAGACGCCAUGGUCCAUCGACCAAGAUUCGAUUUCAAAGUGCAGAAAUUGCUGAAAUUCCAAGUUUAGCUUUUCCUUCGGCAGUAUCAGAAAUUUGGAUGAAUAAUGUCACCGUAGGUGUGAUUCACAAAGAUGCGUUUUGUGCAGUUAUGAUUUCAAACUUAAAAUUCAGUAAUGGAUCAAUUUUCGAAAUCCAGUCAGGCGCAUUCAGCGAACAAACUCUUAUUCGAAAUUUUGAGAUUGUCAAUACUCGAUUAAGAAAAAUAAAGAUGGGUGCAUUUCGAGCAGCGGCUACAAAUUUUUCGAUUUUUCAUUCCCGAUUUGAUGAAAUUGAAACUGCAGCAAUUGAGGUCUCAGCAGCAACAAUACUGUUCAAUUUCAACGAAUUUCACAGUCUUCAAAAGCACGCCAUGGUUUUCAAAGAGUGGACUCAUAUUUCUGUUGAUUACAAUUUUUUCUUCAAUUUGGGCAAGGAUGCUAUUAUGGCCGAUGAGGUAGCAAAAACAACGAAAGAGAAUCCCAACGUGGAGUUCACACUAAUCGGAAAUCGUAUCAACAAAGCAGUAGACCGCUCGCUCAAAUUUGCUACAGUUAGUGAAAAAGCCAAUAUUGCUAAAGUAGAAUACAAUUGCUUUGACCACCUUUGCGAUUGUUCCAUGAUCGAUUGGAUACAAAAAAUAACAGGCAAAAAUACUUCAGUUAAUUGGAUGAUGAAAUCGAGUCUGUGCGUUGCCGGAGAAUGGGUUGAAAAAUGUUUUAAACGAUCACAAGGAUAUUUUUCAAUGCAGACAUUUACUGAACAAUUUUGCAAAGCUAACACUGGUACAACUUGUAACCAACCAGAUACAUAUUGCGAACAAAAACUAGCUUCUCCGACCAAUAAUCCUUGUAUUCAUUCAGCACAAAAUGACACUUUUGACGUUGAUACGAAUAACUUCUUGAAGUUAGACCCUACGAAUAUCUUAAUUUCUAUUCUCUGUAUUUCAAUCAUUCUUUUGAUCACUGUCAGUAUCCUAAUAUUCAGUGCUUUAUAUAUGAAACGACGCGAAAAAUUGAUAAAAUUAUCCACCGCUCAUAAUUUGAAUGCCAUACAUUCUGUGACCGAUAAAAUGAAAAGAGAAUCAUUGGUACUUUCAACAUUAGAGUUGAGCGUAAAUCAUUUCAACGGAUCACUGUCUCAUGAGAAUGUCGAAAUAGAAAACGAUCCGAAUGAAUAUUUGUCUCAUACUGAAAACAAAGCAAGUCAGACAUUGCCAGAAGAGUUGACUGAAGAGUAUUUGAAAGAUUUGAAGAAUCAACUUAAUGAUCCAGAGUGCUACAGUCAUGCCCGAAAUAUAGUUGAACAUCUUUAUGAUAUAAUAAAAGUUGAAGAAAAUUGUAACAAUAACAAUGAAAAAAAACUUCCAAACCAUGAAGAUAAUAUGUAUGAAACAAUCAUACCAAGAAGAAAGCAAUUAAACAUGCAGAAGAAAAUGUUAAAUGUUGGGACAAAAGUUCCUUCUCUAGAAAAGCUCAGCAAUGAAAUCUCGCCGUUAGUAUUACGUGAUUAUGCACAGCCGACAGAUCAUCAAAGUGCGGAAAAUAAUUAUGUCUACAAAGAGUUGCCAGAUGUUAUUGGUGGUUACGUGAAACGUCCCAUGGAAGAAUAUACCAGUGAAGUUUUGGCAAGACCGGGACUUCUAGAUUUUUUCAAUGCUUCUAGCUUGAAUUUUUUGGAUUUGAAUACGGAUAUAUCUACUCGAUCUGCAGAUCACUUUAGAGAUUCUGGUGAUACAACGACUCAUAUUUAUUCUGAAGUUCUCGAAUCAAAUGUAUCAAACUUAUUUACGAGUACGGUAGAUAGAUCGUUGCCCGGUUAGCCCAAUCAAACCUGUUUCAAUUUCAUGAACUCAUAAUUGGGUUGUUAACAUGAGUUGAAUUAAAUUUUCGAAAUCUGUGAUAAAAGAAGACAUGUUUUAAAUCUGAUAAUGGAAAUCUAUCAUUUGGUGGAAUUCACUACACGGAAAAAAAAAAUCACAAAAAUUGUGAUAGCACGACAAACUAGAGGCAAAAUCCUAUCCUGUCACUUUUUGUUGUGCUGCAACAAAUUUUAUUGUAUCGUUGAACAAAUUUUAUUUAGCUGCACAACAAUUUUCGCCAUAUUUGUUGUGUUGCUCAAUAAUAUUUGUUCGGCUGCUCAAUUAUGUGUCUAUCAAAUAUAAUUAAUUUUAGUGUUUGAUAUCAAUUUCUGUAAAAAUGUUUGAAUUUUCCAAUUAGAUAAAAAAAAAAUUUUUAUAAAAAUUUUAUAAAUAUAAAUAAUAAAGUCCGACUACUGGGGUCCUUUAAUUUCAUCAAGUUUUAUCUGGGACCAGUAUCCGGACACUAAUAACAACUAGUACAAUAACUGACAACAUUUUUUUGCCUGUCUAGAAACUGGUACCUACGUGUGCAACAACUGGUUCUCAUAUAUUUUAGAUGUCCGAUACUGGGGAAAUUGAAAAAUUUUUUAAUUAUAAUUAAAUUUUCAUUGAAUUUAUUAUUUAUACGAGUUUUUUUUUUUUAAAUAAAAGCUAUUAUUAUAAAGAAUUUAAAAAUAA
Aphidius gifuensis is the source of this 4083-nucleotide messenger RNA. RefSeq lists its product as uncharacterized. The transcript is spliced from 5 exons. The coding region runs from base 940 to 3366 and encodes 808 amino acids. The record is from RefSeq and is a predicted model, not a curated record. Lineage: Eukaryota; Metazoa; Arthropoda; Insecta; Hymenoptera; Braconidae.